Molecule: messenger RNA, 2098 nt
Organism: Trichobilharzia szidati
Lineage: Eukaryota; Metazoa; Platyhelminthes; Trematoda; Strigeidida; Schistosomatidae
Source: the annotation of a GenBank genome assembly
GUUCAAGGUCGCGACCUAGCCACAUACCUUUGAAAUUCGACGUGAUGUCAGAAACUACUCCGCAGGACGAUGAUAGAAAGUCUAAGAAAGCAUUACGAAAACUUCAAAGGGAAGCAGAAAAACUCAAGAUUCAUGAAACAGGAGAUGAUCAGAAAAUCCCUGUGGUAUCCACAUUGACAAGUAAUGGAGUACUUGAAACCACUGAGGCUUAUGGUCUUCUCCCACUUCAUCAGUCUCAGUUCACACAAGGACCAAAGUACACUGAAUUGAGAGACUUAUCUAAAGAAUCUUUUAUCGAUCAACACGUUUGGGUUCGUGGACGUCUCCACAGAAGCAGAAUGAAAGGCAAACUAUGUUUCUUCAUUCUAAGACUCCAAGACUACAGGGUGCAAAAUGUACUUUCAGUUAGCGAAAAAACUCCGAAAGAGAUGUUGGCAUUCGUCUCCAGCAUUUCUAAAGAAUCAGUGAUUGAUGUUUACGGAAAAGUUGUAAAAAGCCCUGUUAUUAUUGAAGGUUGCAAUCCAGGCACUAUCGAAAUUCAUUGCGAAAAGGUUUUUGUUGUGAGUUCUGCACUUGCAACUUUACCUCUGCAAAUCGAAGAUGCCAUGAGACCAGAAGAUGAUGAAACGACAUUAAGUCGAGUCAAUCAAGACACUCGUUUGGAUAACAGGUGUAUCGAUCUGCGUACUCCAGUAAAUCAAGCUAUUUAUCGAGUUGAAGCUGGUGUAGUACGCUUCUUUAUGGAGUAUCUUACAAAAGCUGGUUUUGUAAAUAUACAUACUCCCAAGAUGAUUUCAGCAGCUUCUGAAGGAGGUGCCAAUGUAUUCAAGGUGUCGUACUUUUCUGGAAGUGCCUAUCUCGCUCAGUCACCUCAGUUAUAUAAGCAAAUGGCUAUAGCUGCCGACUUUGAAAAAGUAUUCACAAUAGGCGCAGUAUUUCGUGCUGAAGAUUCUAACACCCAUCGACAUCUAACAGAAUUUGUCGGUUUAGACUUAGAAAUGGCCUUCAAAAAUCACUAUCAUGAGGUAGUCGAUUUGAUUGCAGACAUGUUUGUUAACAUGUUCAAAGGAUUACAACGCGAGUUCCAAACUGAAAUUCAAACAAUAUGUCAACAAUAUCAUUCUGAACCUUUUGAAUUCCUGGAACCCACGUUACGUUUGCAGUAUAAAGAAGGCAUUCAGUUGUUACAAGAUGCUGGUUGGGAGAUCGGGGAAUUAGAUGAUUUGAGUACACCUGCUGAAAAGUUUCUUGGAAAGCUGGUUAAGGAGAAAUAUCAUACAGACUUUUAUAUUCUUGAUAAAUUUCCAUUGGAUAUCCGGGCGUUCUAUACCAUGCCACAUCCUACUGAUAAAAAUUAUUCCAAUUCGUAUGAUUUCUUCAUGCGUGGAGAAGAAAUAAUGUCUGGUGCACAACGUAUUCAUGAUCCAGUCCUUUUAACUGAACGUGCUAAACAUCAUGGGGUUGAUGUAGAAAAAAUUAAAGCAUAUAUUGAUGCUUUUCGUUAUGGAUGUCCUCCUCAUGCUGGCGGUGGGAUCGGUCUUGAACGAGUAACUAUGCUCUUCCUUGGGCUUGACAAUAUCAGGAAAACAUCAAUGUUCCCACGUGAUCCAAAACGAUUGACCCCUUAAUUUGUUGUUAUCCGUUUUUUUUAAUUUUCAAAUAAUUACUUUUCAUGGCUGGUUUUAACUUUUUCAUUACUGUGAAGGGUGGUGGGUAGUUCUACAUUCACUGCAGUUGAAGUGUUCCUUGUGUCAGUUAACUAGAAUUAGAUUCGCGAUAUUGUAUCUGAAUUCGUGGUUGGUUGUUUGUAUGUUUGCUGAGCGUUCUACAUUUUUAAAAUCCUACAUGGUAUUUUGUUCUGUUUAGUAAAAGAGCUUCACUGUUUUCUCAGAUGGAGUUAUAUAUUAGAUGGUUGGAUGCAAUCGGCAGGAAGCCGUGCACCUAGGUUUCGUGCUUAUCGGCACUCGUCAGUCAGGCGUACUUGCACUGGAGGAGGAACUGAUGUCCGCUCAUAGAUUCUCAAUAUUGACCUAUUAUUCCUAGUCUAUUCUUUACUUGAACAUGUAGAGAAUGUUUGUUCUCCUCUCCAGCAAGGUGG